UUGGCGGGUCGUGGGUUACGUUCCCGGAUGUAGAAGUGCGGUGUUUGUGCGGGAAAGCUGAAGCUGAAGGAUGAGCGAGAGGCUGAGGAUGGCAGAGAGUGGAGCUCAGCUAUUGGCCAGAAUCGAGGGUCGACAAUCACUGAAAGACAUUGAGCAACAUAUUUUCCGAGAGGACGGUGGUCCAGCUCAAGGUGAUGUUGUGGAGUUCCACGGAGUUGAAGGCAGUGGGAAGACUGAGAUGCUGUACCACCUACUGACCCACUGUAUCCUCCCCAAGGACAGCGGGGGGCUGGAAGUGGAGGUGGUCUUCGUAGACACAGAUUACCACUUCGACAUGCUGCGGCUGGUGAGCAUACUGGAGACCCGGUUGACCGGGGCGGCGGAUGAGAACGCCGACGGCUCCGAGAGAGAGACGGAGGAGGCAGUCCAUUGCUGCCUGCGGCAGCUCUCCGUCAUCCACUGCUCCAGCUCGGUCCAGCUGCUCCUCACGCUGCACUACCUGGAGGGCACCAUCUGCAGCCGGCCCUCUCUCUGCCUGCUUGUCAUAGACAGCAUCUCCGCCUUCUACUGGAUGGACCGCAGCAGCGGGGGCGAGAGUUUGGCUCGGCAGGAGUCCAACCUGAGGAAAUGCGCCGAGCUGCUGAAUAAACUCCGGAGAGACUACGGCAUCGUGGUGUUCGCCACAGCUCACGCUGUUAUGAGGAACUACUCUUCUGCAGCACACGGGUCGUCAGAAGCGAGCGGCUCUACGCCUUCCUGGAAGAAGAACGUUAUGGACUUCGACAAGCCCUAUCUCUGCAGAACAUGGCAAAAGAUACUGACUCACAGACUGGUGUUCUCAAAAUCAGAGCAGAGUCUGGAGGCAGUGGACCAGAAACAAGUUUUCUCAGUAGCGUGCAGCACUGUACGGACUAAAGGCGUGAAAAGAUGUACGUUUCAUGUCACAGAAGGAGGCGUUCAGUUUAUUGAUGAAAAAUUACAAAAAUGACUGUGCUGUUUCUGUAAAACACUGUAUUAUAUUAUAAUAAACUCAAAUAAACAAAGUCAGUGGCCAAUCAGAAAUCGGAUCAGAUCACGUAAUCCAGUCCUAGUUUGAAAAUGGAUCAAACCUUCAGUUUCUGUUGUUCAAAACUUUCCAGUAGGAUUUGGAUAACUUUGAUCCAAAAAAACAGGAUUACCCUGAUCCCAACAAGGGGUAGGAUUUCAAAGUGGAUUUCAUGAAGAAAAUGUGGUAAAACUUUAAAAUCAAAGUUUUAAAGUAAAAA
Astyanax mexicanus (Mexican tetra) is the source of this 1265-nucleotide messenger RNA. It is a transcript of the gene xrcc2, whose product is annotated as X-ray repair complementing defective repair in Chinese hamster cells 2. The transcript is spliced from 3 exons. Bases 71 to 988 code for a protein of 305 amino acids. Gene Ontology annotation, cellular component: Rad51B-Rad51C-Rad51D-XRCC2 complex; centrosome; replication fork. The record is from RefSeq and is a predicted model, not a curated record. Gene Ontology annotation, molecular function: ATP binding; four-way junction DNA binding; ATP-dependent DNA damage sensor activity. Gene Ontology annotation, biological process: DNA strand invasion; double-strand break repair via homologous recombination. Lineage: Eukaryota; Metazoa; Chordata; Actinopteri; Characiformes; Acestrorhamphidae.